Messenger RNA from Apis laboriosa (Himalayan honeybee), 2445 nucleotides. Its product is annotated as glutamate receptor 3-like. The record is from RefSeq and is a predicted model, not a curated record. Gene Ontology annotation, cellular component: membrane. The transcript has 7 exons. Gene Ontology annotation, molecular function: glutamate-gated receptor activity. Lineage: Eukaryota; Metazoa; Arthropoda; Insecta; Hymenoptera; Apidae. The coding region runs from base 267 to 2006 and encodes 579 amino acids.
GUAAGUUUUGUUCACUCUUCUCGAAAAUUGUACGCGUGAAAGCGAAACAGACUUGAUUAUAACAUUUAGAUUGAUCAAUUUAAAAUGCGAUAUCAAUAUAUGGCGAAUCGUAAUACCUAUUCUCUCAAGUUUAAAGUACUUUCUUUCUCGAUCGUCGAUUCGAGUAGAGAAAAGCAUAGGCGGGAACAAUUGUCGUUUCAGAGUUCGAUCAAACGUCUCUGGCUUACAUAUGGUCCCGAGCUUUUUCUCAACAAGGCAUCUUGACCAUGAUCGCGAGCUUUUCCGAAUUAUUACACGAGAGAAAAUUUCAAGAUCACACAACACGUCCACUGUGCGUCGUUAUUCUUACUACGAAGGAGAACAUGAUUGAAUUUUCGACCAUCACCAGAUACAUCGAUAUUUCUUUUUUCGUCUGGUUGGUGAUGUUUCUACCUUAUCAAGAAAAUUCUAUGCGAAAUUUUUGCCAAAAUCCUAUUGGAAAUCCGUUCAAUCUGAUCUUUAACACGGAGAUGUUGGUCCUCUGUUACGAUCACCCGAUUUUGAGAGAGUGGUAUGCUUUACGCGACAAUAAAACGAGAGUUUUCGAUUUGGCCACAUGGAAAUCUGGACAAGGAUUGAACGUAACGACGAGAAGCACUUUGUACGCAAGAAGAAACAAUUUAUUCGGACAAACGAUGCGAAUAUCGAUCGUCAACGAAUCUUUGUUCAUCGAGAUGAAGAAUGGUGUUUUGUCGCUUUUUUGGGGGGCAGUGGUCAAAGAAUUGAGCAAAUCGAUGAAUUUCAAGAUCGAAGUGACCAGCAUAAUGUCGGAGUACGGUAGUUGGAACGAGGAGGAAAAGAUUUGGGAAGGUGUUAUAGGUGAAUUAGUAUCGAACAAAAGCGACAUGGGCGUCGCAGAAUUCAGCAUGACCAGCCACAGGUUGGACGCGGUCGACUUUAGUUUGCCGUUAAUUAUGUCGCACAAGAGAAUAUAUUUUAAAAAACCCGACAGCUCAUCUGUACACUGGUCCGCCUACUUGAAGACGUUCAACAUAGACAUUUGGAUGGUGAUAGUGUGUCUAAUCGUAUCCGUUCCGAUAUUUUUAACCGUUAUUAAAACGAGGGGUCGUGUCAAAAUGAACGUUCUAACGGAUAAUUACAUGUAUGUUUGGGGUAUUUAUUGUCAACAAGGAUUGUCAGAAUUUCCAAGCGAGACCUCAAUGAGAUUGGGCUUCCUAUCGAUUUUCGUGUCGUCAUUGAUCAUUUUAUCCGCUUACUCCGCUUCGUUAACCAGUUUCUUAACAGUUUCUACGGUUAGCUUACCUUUCUCCACCAUGGAGGAAUUCGUCAAUCAUGGAUCGUACGGAUUAAUCACGUUCAGGAACAGUGCUGAUUACGAGAUUAUAACUUCCAACAAUCGCAGCAUAACUUUAAAGCUGAAGAAAUUAAUAAAGGAGAAACACGAAUUGCCUUUGACGGCUCAGGAUGGAUUCGUACAGGUUUGCAACGAAAAAGUAGGAUUCUACUUGACCAAAGCGAUAAUGAAUGCUAUGACAACAAUACCGUGUAAAACUGUAUACAUCAAAGCAUCAGGGAUCGAUAAUUUGGCUUUUAUCUUGACUAAACGAAGUCCCUACACUGGAUUGGUUAAUUACUUCAUACAACGAUACAAAGACAAUGGAGUAAUGAACAAGUUAAAACGCAUGCACUUCGUGAAAAAGAAAUUUUACGAUACCGGAUACAAUAGUGUUACUUUGAGCGGAAUUGCGCCUAUUCUAUCUGUUCUGGCCGGUGGAAUACUUUUUAGCUGUGUUAUAUUGAUUUUCGAGAAGGUAUACCAUCAAUUUUGCAGCUGUGAAUCCAAGAAAACGUAUCAAUUCGUAUUUUGGCAGAAAUUUUUUGAUCGAGAACUCGGGAUGAAUUCUCGGAAAGAAAGAAGGCGAGAUCAAAAUCUCGUAAGAAACGCGUUCAAAUUUAAGAAAAAUCAGCUAUCGGCAAUUCUUCGUAAGAAUGAUUUUCUCACAUAAUUGAUAAGAGAUAAAAUCGACUCGAUCGCGUGACUUUAAUUGAAGAUCGAAACAACGUUGAUAAAGGCUCGUUUGUUCCCUAUCAGUAGAAGAGGUCUCGUUAAUUUGUCAUAUAUUCCCAUCCAUGCGAGCAAAAUCACUUUCACUUUAUAUCACACGGUAGCAUCGAUAUAUCGUUAUAAUAAUUAGUUACAAGUUUCCAUCGUGUAUCGUUCCUCUCGCCUGCACAUUAACGGGACUCGAUGCGAAACCUUUCAAUCAUAAUUCCUUCUAAUAGCGUUAAUCACCGUAACAACUUAUAUUAAACUCAUGUAAUAUAAAACGUGUUAUAUUUUGUAAUCGUUCAAUAAUAACCAGGGAAAAUCCUCGUUUUAUCAUAAUAUCUGUAUUAUCGAUGAUCUCAACUAAUAAUAAUAUAUGCAAGUAGCGAUUAAAAACA